AUGAAAGCAAGACAUAAUUGUUUCGAUGCUUUCUUGACUGAUUUAUUGCAAUUUAUAAAGACUAUUUUACCUGCUGGGAAUAUAUUACCGGCAACAGCCAAUAAAUCCAAGGCUAUGAUUGAACCUUUUCGAUUGAAGUGUGAAAUUAUACAUGCUUGCCCGAAUGAUUGCGUUCUUUACCGGAAGGAUUAUGCUGACAUGGAUGAAUGUCCUAAUUGUAAAGCAAGUAUAUGGAAACCAGUUGAUAAGAAGAAACCACAUGCCAAAAGAGUGCCAAUUGGUAAUAUAGAGGAAAGCAACACACACAUGCGGCAUCCUGUGGACUUUCCUUGUUGGAAGUUUAUAGAUAGCAAGUGGCCUGAGUUUUCUGUAGAGAAGAGAAAUGUGCGUUUAGGACUGGCAACCGAUGGAUUUAACCCUUUCGGAAUGAAUUAUCCCCGUAGUUGUUGGCCCGUUAUGCUUGUACCGUUGAACCUUCCCCCAUCACACUGCCUGGAUAAAGAAUUUACAAUGCUGACACUACUGAUUCCUGGUCCAACUGAACCAGGCCAUAACAUCGAUGUGUAUUUGCAGCCGUUAGUCGACGAGUUGAAAGAAUUAUGGUCUGUUGGAAAGUUGACAUAUGAUGCUCAUACAAAGAGUAACUUUACGCUGAAAGCAAUCUUAAUGUGGUGUGUGCAUGACUUUCCGGCCUAUGGACAUGUUUCUGGUUGUAUAACAUCAGGAAGAUUUGGUUGUCCUGUGUGUGGUGAAAAGACAGAUGCAAUAUGGCUAAAGAAUGGACGUAAAUUCAGCUACAUGAGUCAUAGAAGAUUCUUACCAGCUGACCACCCCUUCAGAAAUGCAAAAGCAAAAUUUGAUGGAACCGAUGAACAUGGAGAUGCUCCAUGCCGUUUGACCGGAGUGCAAUUGCUGACGAAGAUGAAUAGUGUGCGAACAGAAUUUGGGAAGUUCACAAGUGCGAAGGAAAAAACAUCAAAGUCUAUUGGGAAAAGGCGUUUGACGGGUGUCCAACUGUUGAACCUUAUGAAUCGUGUACGCACUGAAUCUUGUCGGGAAACAGGUAAGAGGAAACGGACGGUUGAUACAAGGAUUCCGCCAAAUAUGAAGAAGCGAUCAGUUGAUACAAGCACUCCAUGGUCAAAAAGAUCGAUCUUAUUUGAUUUGCCUUACUGGGAGGAUCUGCUGGUUCGACACAAUUUGGAUGUAAUGCACAUUGAGAAAAAUUUUGGUGAGAUUUUUUUUGGAACUAUAAUGGACAAUAAGGAUAAGACUAAGGAUGGGAUUCCGACGCGCAAGGAUCUGCAAAUCCUUAAGAUAAAGAGGAAUUUAUGUUUGAAGGAGAGAGGACCUGGCAAGUCUCCAGAAAUGCCGCCAGCACCUUAUCAUUUGUUUAUAGAAGAGAGAAAACUAGUGUGCACGUCUCUUAGUAACCUGAAGGUUCCUAUUGGUUACUGCGGGAACUGGAAAGGGCAUCGUCUAUUGAUUGAGGCCAUUCGACAGGUGUCAUUGUUCUUUAAAGUUCUUUGUUCUAAGGUUCUUGAUAUUGAUGAGCUUCGCAUCAUGCACCAACGUCUCGUGGAGUCUAUAUGUGUUUUUGAAAUGUAUUUCUCGCCGGAUUUUUUUGUUUCAAUGAUACAUGUCGUCGUACAUUUGGCAGAAGAGGCAGAAACAUUGGGUCCUGUUACAACUCGAUGGAUGAUGAUGAGAACAUUCAAAGUUUUUGGUCGCAACAAAAACUAUAUAGAGGGAUCUAUUACAGAACAAUAUGUAUUUGAUGACGGAUUGAGACAUUGUAUGGAGUAUAUUCUGAAUGGUAGGGAGAAGUGUUACAAGAAAAAGGGAAGUAUAUCUACUGACGAUAAUAUUCAGGAAGGUCCAUACCCGCCAAAUAUGUCUGAAGGAAAAAGAUAUCAUAUACCUAACCCACAGUACGAACAAGCACGCAUAUGGGUUUUGAUGCAUUCUAAAGAAAAUACUGAAUGGGAAAAGAAGUAUGACAGAUUACAUGUUAGAGGAAGAAGGAAUUCAAGGAAUCCUGAUGAAUACAUGAAAUGGCUAAUGCAACAAUUUCAGGGAAAAGACAUGACAAAUUUUAAGCGUCUUGUUGAUGGUCCAUCUAGAUAUGCAGUAUCACAUAAAGCAUAUGCAGUAAAUGGAUAUAUCUUUUAUACAACUGAUGCACAAAAAGGUAUGUCCACCCUAAAUAGUGGAGUGUCCAUGAAUGGCACAACCACAUUCAGAGCAAGUGCCAGAGAUCAGAACACGGUGGACGAUGAAGUUACGUAUUUCGGAAUUGUUAAACAAAUUCUAGAACUGGAUUACACCACCUUCAAGCAAACUGUAUUUUAUUGUGAUUGGGUUCGUGUCGAAGACAAGGUGAAUGGAUGGUAUGUGGAUCCGGUUACAAAACAUAUUUAUGUAAACUUCGAACGGUUUAUGGGUAACAAAAAAGACACCGAUGAGCCAUUUAUCCAUUCUUCUCAAGCUACUUCAGUUUUUUAUUGCAAGGAUGAGAGUAGGCCUGAUAGGAAGUGGCACAUUGUUUUAGAAUCUCGAAAACAACAAAGUCCUUAUGUGAAUGCUUUUGAGGAUCCUUUUGUAUUUAUCGCCAUAGCUAAAGAAUCUUCCCUAACGGCAGUGAACUUGGAUGAUAACAGUAACUCGGAGGAUGUGAAGGGAAGCCGUUUUUAA
Molecule: messenger RNA, 2694 nt
Organism: Papaver somniferum (opium poppy)
Lineage: Eukaryota; Viridiplantae; Streptophyta; Magnoliopsida; Ranunculales; Papaveraceae
Exons: 6
Coding region: 1-2694 (897 amino acids)
Source: RefSeq, a predicted model, not a curated record